Propithecus coquereli (Coquerel's sifaka) is the source of this 1731-nucleotide messenger RNA. RefSeq names its product RAB40B, member RAS oncogene family (gene RAB40B). Gene Ontology annotation, cellular component: synaptic vesicle; plasma membrane; endosome. Gene Ontology annotation, molecular function: GTP binding; GTPase activity. The transcript has 6 exons. Bases 111 to 947 code for a protein of 278 amino acids. NCBI's taxonomy places the organism in Eukaryota, Metazoa, Chordata, Mammalia, Primates, Indriidae. Gene Ontology annotation, biological process: protein localization to plasma membrane; intracellular signal transduction. The record is from RefSeq and is a predicted model, not a curated record.
GCGGCGGGCGGCGAGCGGGGGCCCGGGACCCGCGGCGCCUCCGGAGCCCGGCCGCCGCCUCUGCGCGCAGCCCCGCGGCCGGGCAUGGGCGGGGGCGCCGGGCCGGCACGAUGAGCGCGCUGGGCAGCCCGGUGCGGGCCUACGACUUCCUGCUCAAGUUCCUGCUGGUGGGCGACAGCGACGUGGGCAAGGGCGAGAUCCUGGCGAGCCUGCAGGACGGCGCGGCCGAGUCCCCGUACGGCCACCCGGCGGGGAUCGACUACAAGACCACCACCAUCCUGCUCGACGGCCGGCGGGUGAAGCUGCAGCUCUGGGAUACGUCGGGUCAGGGAAGAUUUUGUACCAUAUUCCGCUCCUACUCUCGGGGUGCACAGGGCGUGAUCCUGGUCUACGAUAUUGCAAACCGCUGGUCUUUUGAUGGCAUCACCCGAUGGAUUAAGGAGAUUGACGAGCACGCCCCUGGGGUCCCUAAAAUCCUGGUGGGGAAUCGCCUCCACCUGGCGUUCAAGCGGCAGGUGCCCACGGAGCAGGCCCAGGCCUACGCGGAGCGCCUGGGCGUGACCUUCUUCGAGGUCAGCCCGCUCUGCAACUUCAACAUCACGGAGUCCUUCACGGAGCUGGCCAGGAUCGUGCUGCUGCGGCACGGAAUGGACCGGCUCUGGAGGCCCAGCAAAGUGCUGAGCUUGCAAGACCUCUGCUGCCGCGCGGUGGUGUCGUGCACGCCCGCGCACCUGGUCGACACGCUGCCGCUGCCGCCCGCCUUACGGAGCCACCUCAAGUCGUUCUGCAUGGCCAACGGCCUCAGCGCCAGGAUGAUGCACGGCCGCUCCUCCUCCCUCGCCGCCAGCGCCACCCACAAACGGAACAGCUUCCGCAAGGGGAAGGUCGUCCGCCCACCCCAGAGUCCACCCAAAAACUGCACCAGAAACAGCUGCAAAAUUUCUUAAGGAAGGCGCUGGAAGGAAACACACUGGAAUCCCUCCAGGGAAACUCUGAACAGUCACACCCGGAAGACGGUGACGCGUUCCAGAUCCACGAAACAAGGUUUCAAUGUCUCCCGGUGACGGGGCUGCUUGGGAAUGCGUGUGGUGCCUUCCGUGCGAUGAAAACAUUUUGAAUUUCUACGUGGACGUGCAUGAAGCUCGUGUUCUAGACGUGUGUUUAUAAAGGGAAAAUUGGUACUCUGCUCAGCCCUUGAUAACGUGAGAUUUUGAACGUUGCUUAUAUCAUGAUUGCACUGCAACUUUUUCCUUAAAAUAACUGCUUUUGUAAGAACGGUGAUAUGCAAAUGGUAAGCAUAGAUUUUGGGAAUUUGAGAAGCAAUGAUAGAUAAUUUAGAGUCAUCGAUAUCACAAGAGGGUUCUUUUUGUAAACCUCCUUUUUAAUGUCUAAGCACCGGUUUAUAACCACUGAGGAUGCACAUGGAGAUUGCGUAGCACAUCUGUCCAGUUUGUGUGUGAAACGGAUUUGAUAAAGUUUUGCUAUGUCAUUUACUACAUUUGGGGAUUAAUAAGUGAUUUAUAUACAUAUUUUUCUGUAAAUCUACAUUUUUUUGUACCAGAUGUUCUACAAGUUAUGAAGUUAAGGGAAGAAAAUGCCAAAGAUAUCUCCAGUUACGUUGAACGCAGCCAACAUCGUUUCCACAGACCCGCGAGGACAGACCCGUUUCAGUGAAGAAUGAAGUAAACACACUUAGGAAAAUGUUUCUCAAAAAUAAAACGUACACUGGUU